This is a messenger RNA of Gallus gallus (chicken), 665 nucleotides long. RefSeq names its product ephrin A2 (gene EFNA2). Lineage: Eukaryota; Metazoa; Chordata; Aves; Galliformes; Phasianidae. Gene Ontology annotation, cellular component: plasma membrane. Gene Ontology annotation, biological process: osteoclast differentiation; axon guidance; ephrin receptor signaling pathway. The record is from RefSeq and is marked provisional. Gene Ontology annotation, molecular function: ephrin receptor binding.
CCGCCGCCCGCUGAGCCGCUCCGCUCCGCCGGGACGAUGCCGCGCUGGGAGGCGGCCGCGCUGCUCGCCGCGAUCGUCGGCGUCUGCGUGUGGAGCGACGACCCCGGCAAAGUGAUCUCGGACCGCUACGCCGUCUAUUGGAACCGCAGCAACCCCAGGUUCCACCGCGGGGAUUACACCGUGGAGGUGAGCAUCAAUGACUACCUGGACAUCUACUGCCCUCACUACGAGGAGCCGCUGCCCGCCGAGCGCAUGGAGCGCUACGUCCUCUACAUGGUCAACUACGAGGGCCACGCGUCCUGCGACCACCGGCAGAAGGGCUUCAAACGUUGGGAGUGCAACCGGCCCGACUCCCCCAGCGGACCCCUCAAGUUCUCAGAGAAGUUCCAGCUCUUCACCCCCUUCUCUUUGGGCUUCGAGUUCCGUCCCGGCCACGAGUAUUACUACAUCUCUGCGUCUCCCCCGAACGUGGUGGACAGACCCUGCCUCAAGCUGAAGGUUUACGUUCGGCCGACGAACGAUUCCCUCUAUGAGUCCCCAGAGCCCAUCUUCACCAGCAACAACUCGUGCUGCAGCCUUGCAGUGCCGCGUGCCGUGCUGGUGGCCGCGCCGGUCUUCUGGACUCUGCUGGGCUCUUAGUGCCGCGGGACGGACGGACGGGACGG